AUGGCUGGAGGCCGGAAUGCCCUUCAGCUCCUGCUUGCCACAUUGGUGGCCCUGAUUUCCUUAACCAACCAAGCAAGGAAAAAAACUUUUAUGACAGUCCAAGAAGUGUCUGUAACAGAACCUUACGUGGAGGACACAAUGCAGUUCCUGAUCAGCAAGUACAACCAGGAGAGUGAAGACCUGUACAACUUCCGGGUAAUUCGUGUCCUCAGCAUCCAGAAGAGGAUUACUGACCACAUGGAGUAUCACAUUAACGUUGAGAUGCGACGGACCACGUGUCAAAAAUCAGAGACCAUGAACUGUGGAUUUCAGGAUGGAGAGCUUUACAAGCAAAUCAAGUGCUCCUUUUCAGUGUUUGUCAUACCUUGGUUUGAAAAAUAUAAAAUUCUGAGCAAAAACUGUACCAGUGCCUAG
Molecule: messenger RNA, 414 nt
Organism: Orycteropus afer afer
Lineage: Eukaryota; Metazoa; Chordata; Mammalia; Tubulidentata; Orycteropodidae
Gene: CST11
Product: cystatin 11
Exons: 3
Coding region: 1-414 (137 amino acids)
Biological process (GO): defense response to Gram-negative bacterium
Cellular component (GO): sperm flagellum; nucleus; sperm head
Molecular function (GO): cysteine-type endopeptidase inhibitor activity
Source: RefSeq, a predicted model, not a curated record